Molecule: messenger RNA, 980 nt
Organism: Chrysoperla carnea
Lineage: Eukaryota; Metazoa; Arthropoda; Insecta; Neuroptera; Chrysopidae
Product: 3-hydroxyisobutyrate dehydrogenase, mitochondrial
Exons: 5
Coding region: 39-935 (298 amino acids)
Biological process (GO): L-valine catabolic process
Cellular component (GO): mitochondrion
Molecular function (GO): 3-hydroxyisobutyrate dehydrogenase activity; NAD binding; NADP binding
Source: RefSeq, a predicted model, not a curated record
UAAUUACUACUAAUCUAUUUAAAAAUUCCAGUCGGCAAAUGUCACAUGUGGGGGUUAUUGGUAUUGGAAAUAUGGGAAACCAUAUGGCUCGAAAUCUAUUAAAAAAUGGUCAUGAACUAUCUGUAUACGACUUAUCUGAAACAGUAUUACAUAAAUUAAAAUCACAUUCGAGUAAAGUCACCGUUUGUAAAAAUCCAAGAGAAGUAGCAGAACAGUCUGAAGUGGUUCUAACAAUGUUACCAAACAAUGAUAUCGUUUUAGACACAUAUUUACGUGAUGAUGGUGUAUUAAAAGGUGCUACUAAGGGUAAAAUUUUAGUAGAUUCUUCGACCACAGCACCAUCUGUUUCAAAAAAAGUCUUUGAACACGCAAAUAAGAAUAAUGUGGAGUUUAUUGAUGCACCUGUAUCAGGAGGCGUUAUUGGAGCUGAAAAUCAAACUUUAACAUUUAUGGUUGGUGGUGCCGAAUCUACAAUGAAACGUGUGGAAAAAGUACUCUUAAGCAUGGGUAAAAGAGCCGUACAUUGUGGUGAUGUCGGAAGUGGUCAAGCCGCUAAAAUUUGUAAUAACAUGUUGCUAGCAAUAUCCAUGAUUGGAACAUCAGAAUGUUUGAAUUUAGGAAUUAAAUUAGGUCUUAAUCCAAAAACAUUAACGGAUAUUAUAAAUACAUCAACUGGACGAUGCUGGUCAUCAGAUUCAUACAAUCCUGUACCAAAUAUGCUACCAAAUGUACCAUCAAGCAAUGAUUAUAAAGGUGGUUUUAGUACGGAUCUAGUAUUAAAAGAUCUAGGUUUGGCUCAAGAUGCAGCAACAGAUACACAUUCAACAAUAUUCUUAGGAGCUCUAUCACAUCAAAUUUAUUCAACAUUAUCGAAUAAUGGAUUUGGAAACAAAGAUUUUGCAUACGUUUAUCAAUUUUUAAAAGGCAAUAAAUGAGAUGUACUUUUAUGUUAUUUUUUAUUAAAAUUUAUACUGAAUAUA